AGCGUGGGAGCCCCGCGCCCGCCCGCAGCCGCCGCCGAGCCCAGGAACCCCCUCGUCAGGACUGCAGCCAUGGCCACCUCAGCGAGCUCCCACCUGAGCAAAGCCAUCAAGCACAUGUACAUGAAGCUGCCGCAGGGGGAGAAGGUGCAGGCCAUGUACAUCUGGAUCGACGGCACGGGGGAGCACCUCCGCUGCAAAACCCGCACGCUGGACCACGAGCCCAAGAGCCUGGAAGAUCUCCCUGAGUGGAAUUUUGAUGGCUCCAGCACCUACCAGUCCGAAGGCUCCAACAGUGACAUGUACCUGCGACCUGCUGCCAUGUUUCGGGACCCUUUCCGCAAGGACCCCAACAAACUCGUUCUCUGUGAAGUCUUCAAAUACAACCGCCAGUCUGCAGAGUCAAAUCUCCGGCACACCUGCAGGAGGAUUAUGGACAUGGUGUCCAACCAGCACCCCUGGUUUGGGAUGGAGCAGGAGUACACUCUCCUGGGGACAGAUGGACAUCCAUUUGGCUGGCCUUCCAAUGGCUUCCCUGGACCCCAAGGUCCGUAUUACUGCGGUGUGGGGGCAGACAAAGCCUAUGGCAGGGACAUUGUGGAGGCUCACUACCGAGCAUGCCUUUAUGCCGGCGUGAAAAUCGGAGGAACCAACGCAGAGGUGAUGCCAGCCCAGUGGGAGUUCCAGGUGGGACCAUGCGAAGGGAUUGAGAUGGGAGAUCACCUCUGGAUCGCGCGCUUCAUCCUGCACCGGGUGUGCGAGGACUUCGGGGUCGUGGUGUCCUUCGAUCCCAAACCCAUCCCUGGGAACUGGAACGGUGCUGGCUGCCACACCAACUUCAGCACCAAGAGCAUGAGGGAAGAAGGAGGUCUCAAGCACAUCGAGGAGGCCAUCGAGAAGCUGAGCAAGCGCCACCAGUACCACAUCCGUGCCUACGACCCCAAGGGGGGGCUGGACAAUGCCAGGCGCCUGACGGGCUUCCACGAGACGUCCAACAUCAACGAGUUCUCGGCCGGCGUGGCCAACCGCGGCGCCAGCAUCCGCAUCCCGCGCAACGUGGGCCACGAGAAGAAGGGCUACUUCGAGGACCGCCGGCCCUCGGCCAACUGCGACCCCUACGCCGUGACAGAGGCGCUGGUCCGCACGUGUCUCCUCAACGAAACCGGGGACGAGCCUUUUGAGUACAAGAACUAAGCCGGAGUGCGCCCCGCAGACACCGCCUCCCCCCGCGCUCCCCGCGCCCCUAAACUUCCCUUCUAGAUGUAAUCCCGAGGGUACAAGAUAACAUGUUUCGUGUCUCAGUAACUCUUGUUGUCUUGAGGUGGGGAGGAGGGCAGGUUUAGUUUUAUCCGUGUCUGUUUGUCGUUGACUCUUCAGAAGACAGGAGGAGGACGGGGUGUUAGAGAACUUUUAACCACUGUUUUAUUUUUUUGUCUAAUUCAUGUGUACAUCCGAUGGGAUCCAGUGGCUUCCAGGGACAGACUGCACACGUGGAAAGCUUGUAGGAGAGGAGAAAGCUUAAAGCAGAGCCAGAUUUGGGGGGCCAGCCCCGCUGCUGGCUCUCUGCAGACUGAUGGCUCUCUAAGGUUGGUGCCUCUCUGCGGAGAAGGGAAGAUGGGAGCUGUGGUGACAGGAGCUGUGCGUGUGUGGGGACGUGAUGGGGACAUCGUCGCCCUCCGGCCACUCUGAGGUUUCUGGGAAUCUUCUGGCAUUGAGCUCAGCGUAGGAGCGCUGAGGAGAACUCUUGGUUCUGUCACUGGAAGUCAACCGAUCUCUGGCUUAUAACACAGAGUGAAGUA
Sturnus vulgaris (Common starling) is the source of this 1796-nucleotide messenger RNA. NCBI's taxonomy places the organism in Eukaryota, Metazoa, Chordata, Aves, Passeriformes, Sturnidae. The record is from RefSeq and is a predicted model, not a curated record.